GUUCAGUCGGUCGGCCUGCAAAAAUGGCGGCGACUAUGCUGAGGUCGCUUGCUCAACUCGGACGUCCUUCAGCAGCAAUUUUAAACAAAAAUGUUCUGACUCCUGGAUGCGCUUUGCUUCAAAGCAGGCACAAGCAAUGGCAGCCCGAUGUUGAGUGGACAGAGCAGUAUGCAGGAGCGGUCAUGUACCCGACUGCUGUCACCAAGAACUGGAACCCACCACCAUGGAAUGACAAAGACCCCCCUGCAGAAAAGGAGGUUUCUAAUCUAACUAUAAACUUCGGGCCCCAGCACCCUGCUGCCCAUGGUGUGCUGCGUCUGGUGAUGGAGCUGAGUGGUGAGUCAGUGAAGAAAUGUGACCCUCACAUUGGCCUGCUGCACCGCGGCACAGAGAAACUCAUUGAGUACAAGACCUACCUGCAGUCCCUUCCAUACUUUGACAGGCUGGACUAUGUGUCCAUGAUGUGUAAUGAGCAGGCCUACUCUUUAGCAGUGGAGAAGCUGCUAAACAUCCAAGCUCCACCUCGAGCCCAGUGGAUCAGAGUACUUUAUGGUGAGAUGACUCGUAUUUUAAACCACAUCAUGGGCAUCACCACACACGCUCUGGACAUUGGUGCUAUGACACCCUUCUUCUGGAUGUUUGAGGAGAGAGAAAAGAUGUUUGAGUUUUAUGAAAGAGUGUCUGGGGCCAGGAUGCAUGCUGCUUAUGUCAGACCCGGAGGUGUCCAUCAGGACAUGCCCCUGGGACUUAUGGACGAUAUUUACGAGUGGUGUAAGAACUUUUCUAUCCGCGUCGAUGAGGUGGAGGAGAUGCUGACCAACAAUCGCAUUUGGAAAAACAGAACUGUUGAUAUUGGAGUUAUUGGAGCAGAAGAUGCACUUAACUAUGGCUUCAGUGGGGUGAUGUUGAGGGGUUCUGGUAUUAAGUGGGACUUGAGGAAAUCUCAGCCUUAUGACAAGUAUGAUGAGGUGGACUUUGAUGUACCUGUCGGAAGUAAUGGUGAUUGCUAUGAUAGGUACUUAUGUCGAAUAGAGGAGAUGAGGCAGUCUUUAAGAAUCAUGCACCAGUGUCUCAACAAGAUGCCUGAAGGAGAGAUUAAGGUGGAUGAUGCCAAAAUCGCACCGCCCAAAAGAUCUGAGAUGAAGAUGUCUAUGGAAUCCCUGAUCCAUCAUUUCAAGCUCUACACAGAGGGUUACCAAGUUCCCCCAGGAGCUACCUACACAGCUGUAGAAGCACCUAAGGGUGAGUUUGGUGUGUAUUUGGUCUCGGAUGGUAGCAGCAGACCCUACCGCUGCAAGAUCAAAGCUCCUGGUUUUGCUCACUUGGCUGGAUUGGAUAAAAUGUCAAAAGGACACAUGCUUGCUGAUGUGGUGGCCAUCAUUGGCACUCAGGAUAUUGUAUUUGGAGAGGUGGAUCGUUGAAGAAAUGCAGCACUUGGCACCUGUUCAUUUCACCUGUUUAGUACAUCUGUUUGGUUGAAAUUCAUGCAUUCAUUGAAUUUCUCCAUGUAUAAAAGCUUAUUAAAUGUAGUAAAUAUUUAAAAUCUCAA
Messenger RNA from Trichomycterus rosablanca, 1549 nucleotides. RefSeq names its product NADH:ubiquinone oxidoreductase core subunit S2 (gene ndufs2). Gene Ontology annotation, biological process: mitochondrial electron transport, NADH to ubiquinone. The transcript has 14 exons. Gene Ontology annotation, molecular function: oxidoreductase activity, acting on NAD(P)H; quinone binding; NAD binding. NCBI's taxonomy places the organism in Eukaryota, Metazoa, Chordata, Actinopteri, Siluriformes, Trichomycteridae. The record is from RefSeq and is a predicted model, not a curated record. Bases 24 to 1421 code for a protein of 465 amino acids.